Messenger RNA from Calidris pugnax (ruff), 2371 nucleotides. RefSeq names its product leucine-rich, glioma inactivated 1 (gene LGI1). The transcript has 9 exons. Bases 383 to 2014 code for a protein of 543 amino acids. Lineage: Eukaryota; Metazoa; Chordata; Aves; Charadriiformes; Scolopacidae. The record is from RefSeq and is a predicted model, not a curated record. Gene Ontology annotation, molecular function: protein binding.
CGGGCGGGAGCCGCCGCCGUCCCCGGGGCCGGGCUGCGGGCCGUGGGUGUGAGCGCUGCCCGCCCUCGCCCGGCUCGGACCGCGCUCGCCAGCCCCGGUAACGCCCCGGCAGCCUCGGCAAGCCGGUUGGAUUUUCCCCAUCUCCCAGCACCUCGCAGGUCUCUCCUCUGAGCAGCCCGUUGCCUGAGCGAGUGGAAACGUACAGCUCAGCUGCAGGUUUCUGCCUACAGAGCCAGAGUGAAAGAGAAAGAAAAGGGUUGGGGAAGCAGAGACAAACACUGACCUGGACUUAGAGAAAAGACAUCCAAUGGCUGAAUAAAGAACCCCUGUUCAUGUUUUGGGAUAUUCUUUCAACUGGCUGGAACGAGAGCGGAUCAAAAGAAUGGGAAAUGCCAGCAGACCCUUUAGAAGAAUUGCUUAUUUCUUAUGCCUUUUAUCUGUGCUUUUGCUGACUGAAGGGAAGAAGCCAGUGAAGCCAAAAUGUCCUGCCUGGUGCACUUGUACCAAAGAUAAUGCUUUAUGUGAAAAUGCCAGAUCUAUUCCUCGCAGCGUUCCGCCUGAUGUUAUCUCACUAUCCUUUGUGAGAUCUGCUUUUACUAAAAUCCCAGAAGGGAGUUUUUUGCUCACACCAUCUCUGCAGCUUCUGUUGUUUACAUCCAACACUUUUGAUGUUAUUAGUGACGAUGCCUUCAUGGGCCUUCCUCACCUAGAAUAUUUGUUCAUAGAGAACAACAGCAUUAAAUCAAUUUCAAGGAAUACUUUCAGAGGACUGAAAUCUUUAAUUCACCUGAGUCUCGCAAAUAAUAAUCUCCAGUCGCUUCCAAAAGACAUAUUCAAAGGCUUGGAUUCUUUAACAAAUGUGGAUCUCAGAGGCAACGCCUUCAACUGCGACUGCAAACUGAAGUGGCUGGUGGAGUGGCUGGGCAGCACCAACGCCACCGUAGAAGACAUUUACUGUGAAAGCCCACCAGAGUACAAGAAGCGAAAAAUCAACAGCCUCUCCCCAAAAGAGUUCGAUUGCAUUAUCACAGAGUUUGAAGUUUAUCAGUCCCUGCCGUACCAGUCUCUGUCAGUAGAUACCUUCUCAUACAUGAAUGACGAACACGUGGUUAUUGCUCAGCCUUUUACUGGAAAAUGCAUCUUUCUGGAAUGGGACCAUGUAGAAGUGAUGUUCAGGAACUACGACAACAUUACAGGAACUUCAACUGUUGUGUGUAAGCCUAUAGUUAUUGAGAGUCAGCUGUAUGUCAUUGUCGCCCAGCUCUUUGGAGGCUCCCACAUAUACAAAAGAGAUAUUUUUGCUAAUAAGUUCAUAAAAAUCCAAGAUAUUGAAAUCCUUAAAAUCCGAAAACCCAAUGACAUUGAAACGUUCAGGAUUGCCGAAGACUGGUAUUUUGUUGUUGCAGACAGUUCAAAAGCUGGUUUCACCACGGUUUACAAAUGGAAUGGGAAUGGAUUCUAUUCCCAUCAGUCUCUGCACGCCUGGUACAGAGACACUGAUGUGGAGUAUCUUGAAAUAUCCGGCAAACCACAUUUAAUUCUGUCAAGUAGUUCCCAAAGACCUGUCAUAUAUCAAUGGAACAAAGGAUCGAAUGAAUUUGUUAAGCGUUUUGAUAUCCAAGAUAUGGAAGAUGCAUACGCAGUGAAACAUUUCAAGGUGAAAGAGGACGUAUACAUUUGCUUAACAAGAUUUAUUGGGGACUCUAAAGUAAUGAAAUGGGGUGGCUCGGCAUUUCUGGAUUUACAAAGGAUGCCAUCCCGAGGGUCAAUGGUAUUCCAGCCGCUUCAGAUCAGCAAUUACCAAUAUGCCAUUCUUGGAAGUGAUUAUUCUUUCACUCAAGUCUAUUAUUGGGAUGCUGAAAAGGCAAAAUUUGUGAAGUUUCAAGAAUUAAAUGUGCAGGCACCAAGAUCUUUCAUACAUGUCUCCAUUGAUAAACGAGAUUUUCUCUUUGCUUCAAGUUUUAAGGGAACUACACUGAUUUAUAAACAUGUCAUAGUUGACUUAAGCGCAUGACACUCCUAAUUCUGAGAUUACAUCAGACUUUCUACCAUAAGUGGACAAAAUGAACUAAAUGCAUGACGACUCUCGUAUCUUACUUCCAAAUGAAUGCCUUUAAAAGUUGAGAUUGCUAGAACAAAGUAUUACUAGUAUCUUCAUCUUUAAUUGUCAAGUCUAGUGGUGUUGGAAGUUGCAUUUUUUAACAAAAAGAAAUUAAAUUAACUGUUCUUUGCAUCCACAGUAUGUAAAUAUGUGUGCAACUGCAUCUGUUGCUAUAAAGAAUAUUAAGAUGUACUUUUCCAUUUAUUUAUUCACCUGUUUGAAACAACUGCCAAAUAAAAUGUUUACAUUUUGUGUCUUUAACAUUCCAAA